Molecule: messenger RNA, 3438 nt
Organism: Centropristis striata (black sea bass)
Lineage: Eukaryota; Metazoa; Chordata; Actinopteri; Perciformes; Serranidae
Gene: cyldl
Product: cylindromatosis (turban tumor syndrome), like
Exons: 15
Coding region: 94-2388 (764 amino acids)
Biological process (GO): protein K63-linked deubiquitination
Cellular component (GO): cytosol
Molecular function (GO): K63-linked deubiquitinase activity; cysteine-type deubiquitinase activity
Source: RefSeq, a predicted model, not a curated record
AAUGAAAGCGGAAGUGAAAGUUAAAUCUGAGAGCAACAACAUCGAAGAUUAGAGAGAAACAAGUUGAUCUGCUGACGAUCUCCUGUGGUCACCAUGGCGACAGCAGAGCAGCUGUUCUUCGUGGUGAGCAGGAAGCCGGACUACCCGGCCCACCUCAGGGUGGGUCAGCUGUGUUUCAGCAGGAGGAGGAUGUCCAUGAGGAGCUCAGACCCCCAGAAGGUCUCCGUCCAGGUCCUGGGCGCCCUCUCCUCCCUGGACUACAGCCUGGACCGGAGCCUCCUGGAGGAGCUGACGGAGGAGGAGGCGGAGCUGCUGCUGGCGCUGCCGGAGGACGCCGAGCGGCUGCGGUGGUCCCGGGACAGAGACGCUCUGAGGACGGCGCUGGCCCUCACUGUGGGGACCUCCGUCCUGGUGGAGGAGAAGGAGGGACUGACCCUCAGAGGAGUCCUCCGCUACGUCGGGAGACAGAAGGAGGCGUCCUUCUCCUCCCCCAUCACAGGAACCUACUACGGCAUCGAGCUGCAGGGAGCAGACCGGGGGAAGGGUACCACUGACGGGACCUACCAGUCCAGGACCCUGUUCUCCUGUCCCAGAGACUGUGGUCUGCUGGUCCCGUUCUCCAGGGUCCGGCCCCUGGUCCCCAGCUCCCUGGCCCCCAGCUCCCUGGCCCCCCAGGACCUGGCCCCCCAGGACCUGACCCAGGAGGAGCUGAGCUCCGGGGACAGAGUCACCUACUUCCUGGGGGACCGGUGUCGGCAUGGCAUGGUGGUCCAGGUCCAGGAGAACGUGGUCCGGAUCUCCACGGACACGGAUGAGAACGGGCAGCGAGGCGGCGAGGUGGAGGUUCCCCUGCAGCAGGUGGUGAAGGGGGAGGUUCCUGCAGAGCCGGAGAGCAUGGACACGGCCCCGGCCCCGCUGGAGGACCUGGACCUGUACUCUGACCUCAGCCUGAACUCUCUGGUGGAGGUCACUCUGGGGCAAGGAAACGCCUACGGCAUCAUCCGCUGGAUCGGCACGCUGCCGGGCUGGGAGGACGCCAUGGCCGGACUGGAGCUGGAGGAGGACCGAGGAGUGAGCGACGGCACCUUCAAGAACCAGCGUUUCUUCCGCUGUCCCCCCCGCAGAGCUCUGUUCGUCAAACUGAAGAGCUGCCGGCCCGACGCUCGCUUCCAGAGCACAGCAGCCAAUCAGAGCGCGGCGCUGCCAGGACAGGAAGACACGGAGUGCGAUGCGGGGCCCAGGACGGGGACCCUGGAGACCGUCCCUCCCAUCAGCUCGGAGCAGGUGGAGCAGCUCCUGAUUGGACGGAUGAAGGGCAUCCAGGGCCACUGUAACUCCUGCUACAUGGACGCUGCCCUGUUCAGCUUGUUCUCCUGCUCCUCUGUGUUGGACUCCAUGUUGUUUAAAUCAAUCCAACCUGAAGACGCUCCGAUCCAGAACACUCUGCUGCACGACAUCGUGAACCCUCUCCGCAGUAAGGGCUUCGUUAAGGGUCAUCACAUCAUGAAGCUCCGUCAGCUGCUGCAGAAACACGGAUACAGUCAGUCGUUCACCACGGAGGAGAAAGACCCUGAGGAGUUCCUGACGGUCAUCAUGCACCACAUCCUGGCCCUGGAUCCUCUCCUCAAACUCUCAGCAGCAGGUAAAGUCCAGGAGAGCUACUGCUACCAGAUCUUCUUGGACCAGAACCACAGCCUGGUGCUGCCCACGGUGCAGCAGCUGCUGGAGCACUCCUUCCACACAGCAGGACUCAAGCUGGCAGAGGUGCCGUCCUGUCUCAUCCUCCAGAUGCCUCGCUUUGGGAAGAAAUUCAAGAUGUUUGAUAAGAUCAUUCCGUCUCUGGAGCUGGACGUCACUGACCUGCUGUCUGAAGGUCCUCAGCAGUGUCUGCUGUGUGGUGGUGUGGCUCAGGUCGAGUGUCCCGACUGUUUUAAAGAUCCUCUGUUCAGCCCGACGGGGUUCAAGAUGUUCUGCGGGACGUGUUCGGCUCAGGUGCACGCCCACCCCCAGCGGCGCUCCCACCAGCCCGGCGCUCUGGACGUCCCGGCAGGUUUCUGCCUUGCCCCCACUCACAGUUUGAUCCGGGACAAGCUGGAGCUGUUUGCGGUGCUCUGCAUCGAGACGAGCCACUACGUGUCCUUCCUCCGGCACGGCCCCGCCCCCACCGACUGGAUCUUCUUCGACAGCAUGGCCGACAGACAAGGAGAGAGAGACGGCUACAACAUCCCGGAGGUCCACGCCUGCCCCGAGGUCGGCGCCUACCUGGACAUGUCUCCCGCCGAGCUGGCCAAUCAGGUGCCUCGAGACAUGAAGGGCGUGGCCAAGCGUCUGUUCUGUGACGCCUACAUGUUCCUGUACCAGAGCAGCAGCAUGAGUCUGUACCGCUGACGGCUCAGGGUCUCUGUCUGCUGAUCUCAUAUCAGAAACUGGAGUAACGCCUGCAAAUGUAAUGAAACCACACAUGUAAUAAAAAUCUGCAGCUUUUAAUGAAAUAAUCCCACAAACACAAUACAUUUUCCACAAGCGUAAUAAAAAUCUGAAGCUUUUAAUGAAAUAAUCCCACAAAUAUAAUAAUACAUUUUUCACAAACGUAAUAAAAAUCUGCAGCUUUUAAUGAAAUAAUCCCACAAAUAUAAUAAUACAUUUUUCACAAACGUAAUAAAAAUCUGCAGCUUUUAAUGAAAUAAUCCCACAAACGUAAUAAUGCAUUUCCCACAAACGUAACAGCUGCUGCUACUACAAACGUAACACGAUAUUUGCAAAUGUAAUAAAUCCCUGCACACGUAAUAGUUAUUACAUUUGUGGGGAAGUGAAAAUCUUCAACUUUCAAUAACGUAAUAACUUCCCACAAAUGUAAUAACGCAACGAAUAACGGUUGUUGUGGUUGUUGUUGUUUGUUUGUUUGCCUAUACACACACUACUAACGGCUACUGACCGUCGGUGCAAAAUCCAGCUGUGUUGUUUGUGGAAAAUGUUUUUAAAUUUGUGGGAUUAUUACAUUAAAAGCUGCAGAUUUUUAUUACGUGUGUGGUUUUAUAACUUGUGCAGGCGUUACAAACAGGGUUUACUGCUCUCAUAUUUAGCUAACUGACGCUGAUGUUGAAUCAUUUUGCACUAUAAAGACAAUCUUUGGUUUGUAAUAUAAUAAGUGUUGGAUAAUUAUCUUUAAAGUUCUAUUGACAGUUUUUAUACUGAGAGUAAAUGUUUAGUAAUGAUUGGUGAAUGAAGCUGUAGUCAUUAAUGAGCUCACCCUGUGCCUUCUUAAAGACCAAAUAUAUUAUUAUAUGUUGUUAUAUAUUAUAGAUAAGUUGUGUCAGAUGGUAAUCGGGGCUCCUCUAUCAACCUGUGGCCUUUUCAUUUCUUUCUACGGGUUCUAAUAAAAAAACACAAUGAUGGAAUGAAACACGUGUUUUUACUGAGAGAGCAGCUGUUACUGAA